This is a messenger RNA of Anopheles moucheti, 3624 nucleotides long. It is a transcript of the gene Nup153, whose product is annotated as nuclear pore complex protein Nup153. Gene Ontology annotation, molecular function: structural constituent of nuclear pore. Gene Ontology annotation, biological process: protein import into nucleus; RNA export from nucleus. The record is from RefSeq and is a predicted model, not a curated record. Gene Ontology annotation, cellular component: nuclear pore. NCBI's taxonomy places the organism in Eukaryota, Metazoa, Arthropoda, Insecta, Diptera, Culicidae. Bases 197 to 2806 code for a protein of 869 amino acids. The transcript has 2 exons.
GUUUAUCGCGUGCUCGCACGUUCAAUGUGAAAAAGUAGGAAUAAUCAAUACGCACGGUGAAAAAAGCUUCACACAGCAGAUAGUGCAACAACAGUGCCGUGAAACUAGCUGCCGACAGCAGACGGAACCUCGGCAGCAAGCGGUGCUUGUGAGCGAAUGCGCGCUCGUGCGUGUUGGUGUGCGUGACAGUAGAAAAAUGCCUCACACGGGAACAACUUCACCUUCGAUGCGCCGUACGGAACAUAGCGAUAGUGAAAAUUCUGAUGUAGAGGAUGCCGUGACGCUGAACGCACAGACCGGCAUGAAAGACUACAGUGAAACGAAAAAUGAUUCUGAUCAUUCUCUAAACGAUGGCAGGUCCAGUAGUAGCGAUGGGAAUAGUUCCUUCGUUGGCAAAAUUCGUUCGAACUUCUCGGGCAUGUUGUCCGUAUUGUUACCACCGGUGCGUCAACGCAAACAAAGCGGUAGGUUGACACAGGACCAACAGCCAUCAGAGCCACACUCCAACCCGAACAACAAUUUAGAUGAGCAGAAUGAAGAACGGGUUUCAAUCGAUUUAAGGAAGCGACCACAUUCUCCAAACUCGGCUGAUACCGAUGUCGUCAUUAGCGAUAACCGCACUUACGAAAUGAUCAGAAAACGACCCCGACUGCGUGAAACAUGGAACGCUAACGAAGAGGAACGCUCACGCCCUUCAUCCGCCACACUCAGAACAAGAACGUCCAACGCGUCCAACACAAGCCAACGUCUACGUGGAUUGAUGAGCAGUAACUCAGCCUAUAUCAGACGAAUGCAACAGUCGCGCAGUGGAUAUGCCCACAAUACGCUUUUCGGUUCCUCGCAUCUUAAAUCCACCAAAGACAGGAACGAUUCGGUCGCGUCUUCACGGCGUCCAUCCUUUAACAUUUCCGUGGCCAAGAUGUCAAAAUCGAUGAGUAAUGGUUGGAUUCCGCCGGAGUACGGUGGAUCACCGUUUUACGAAGGCUUUACCCGAUUCGGAGGUGCAUCUUCUGCACGAACGUUAGCUACCCAAGGUCCAUCGCGUCCGGCCGUUACUGUACUGGUGAAAAAGUCGCACCCAGUCGGCAAAGCGCAAUCGCUCCCAGAUGCACAGAAGGAAGCAAAGCCGGAAACAUAUGCAUCCGCAAUGUCUUUCCCUGCGCGACGAAUUCUUGAAUUAGUGGACGAAUAUGCCGCGAAAAGUUCAUCAUCGAAACGGGAAAAGAUUGCUUCAUACCCCGACAUACGCAAACCACGGACACUGCAAAUGCUGAAUCUAAUACGCUCGCAACAGACGGAACGUUCGGAAAACACUACACAGCCGUCUGAGCCACCAACAGCAUCCUUAAUGGAGUAUACGCUUCCAUCGCACGUCGAUAGCCCGACCAACCCGACGCGUCAAGAAGAACCCAAAUCAACCGGUGGCAAGCAGAUGACGAAAAAGACCCGCCUGCACGCGGACCCGAUAAAGGAACGAGAUGUGGACACGGUGGAACCGAUUCAGCUGCCAAAUUUGAAGCUACCCCUACUGAUUGAGGGACUGCCUAAGUUCGAUUUUAUCGUGCCGAUGAAAGGACCAUUACUUUCGGCGGAUAAGGAGGAGGGACUGAAAAAUACCAAGGGUAUCAAUGGAAACAAGCUGCUCGCAAAUGAUGAGAAUAAGCAACGAGGUGAAUUGGAAAGGAACACACCGACACCUACAACAUUUUCGGAGAUUCGUUCGUUUGGAUUUACAUCACCGAUACCGCUUAAUAGCCUACUUCAAGUCACCGAUGUUGUCUCUGCUGUUCCGGACUCAUCUGCACAGGAAACUUCCAUUUCCUUGUUCCGUGAGAUGACCACGUUUGUAUUUGAGUCGCCUACACUGCUGAAUGAUUCAUCUCAAAUCACCAAUGCAGGUCCCACAAAGUACAAUGAGUUUCCAUCUUUACCUCGCGAAAAGCCAACGUUUGUGUUUGCCUCGACUAUAGUGCUUGGUAACUCCUCUGGGCCGGUUCCAGCAGCGACCAUGUCGUUCAAAUUUGCUGCCCCGAAACAAUUGGAAGUUCUGGACGCACCGAAGGUACGUUCAUUCCAGGAUCUGAUGGCCGAAUCUGCCGCCAAAUGGUCGUGUGAUGUUUGCAUGAUCCGUAACGAACCACACCAGCAGAAGUGCAUUGCGUGUGAAAGCCCCAAGCCGUUGAAAGUUCCGGACGCACCGAAGGUACGUUCAUUUCAGGAUCUGAUGGCGGAAUCUGCCGCCAAAUGGGCGUGUGAUGUUUGUAUGAUCCGUAACGAACCACAUCAGCAGAAGUGCAUUGCGUGUGAAACCCCCAAGCCAGUGAAGGUUCCGGAUGCCCCGAAGGUUCGUUCAUUCCAGGAUCUUGUGGCGGAAUCUGCCACCAAAUGGUCGUGUGAUGUUUGCAUGAUCCGCAAUGAACCACACCAGCAGAAGUGCAUUGCGUGUGAAAGCCCCAAACCAUUGGAAGUUCCGGACGCACCAAAGGUACGUUCAUUCCAGGAUCUGAUGGCGGAAUCUGCCACCAAAUGGGCGUGUGAUGUUUGUAUGAUCCGUAACGAACCAAACCAGCAGAAGUGCAUUGCAUGCGAAAGUCCCAAGCCAGCUACGCAGCCAGUGAAGAACAAAGAAGCGUUUCUUCCAGCUGGUACCAGCAUCACCAAUACCGCAACAUCCGGCAGCUUUGCUGCGAUUGUCAACACGCAGUCUAGUCGCUGGGAAUGUGAGGCCUGCAGCGUACGGAACGAUCCCACGGCAACGGUUUGUGUUUGCUGUGCAACGGAAAAACCGUGCGGGAAAACGGUAUAGAAAAUGAUUAGGAUGAAAGGUUCAUAGGAGGGAGCAUAAAGUAAGUAGGCAGGGGUAGUAGGUAUGCUGGCGAAGGAUUGAAGAAUCAGUUUCUCAAUAACACACAUUACCGCUUGAGGAUUAACAUUAUUCAGUUCGCCAUAUGAUGGAUUAUAAUAUUGGAUUGUUUUGUUUUUGGUUUUGGGGAGGGAAAAACCCAUCAUUUCGCACCUUUUCAUGCUAAUUGAGAAUGAUUAGCCAUCCCAAGAGUGCUGCAAGAAGCGAAGGCAUUGAUAGAUAAAAGUAUCAGUACAGGACAGUCAAACAAAUGCUUCAACAUGUUUGAAGAUAUGCGCAACCUUGAAGGUCCCAGUAAAACGAAUGAGAGGGUACGAUAAAUACUUCCAAAGCAAAAAUAGUACGGCAAAUAGAUUACACACACAUCGUUCAAACAUCGCACCAAUUGUUCCCGAGUGGGUUGGUUUUGCAGGAUGUUGGAAUAGAAAUGAAAUUGAAGACAGAAUUCAUAGAAUGCAACAUAGGUAAAUAAAUACGAAAAGACAUAAUUAUGUUUGACGAUUGAACAGGAAGGGGCCGUAGAUGGUUCGUUGUUAAAGCAUGACAAAGAGAGGUGUUUUUUUUUUCAUUACAUUGCAUUUAUCUAUCGAAAAUAGGACAUACUGGAUACACUAGACGCUUAUACAUUUAACUGAAAAUUUACAUGCAUUCUUAACGACUUGCCCUUUCGUUAUUUACGUUAGGUUCAUUACAGAUUGAUCAUUUUGAUAUUGAAUUCAAAUGGAAAUAAGUAAAACGUCGUAAUCGUUGUGGUCUGUGGA